Drosophila eugracilis is the source of this 887-nucleotide messenger RNA. RefSeq names its product leucine-rich repeat extensin-like protein 1. The transcript is spliced from 2 exons. Lineage: Eukaryota; Metazoa; Arthropoda; Insecta; Diptera; Drosophilidae. Bases 29 to 805 code for a protein of 258 amino acids. The record is from RefSeq and is a predicted model, not a curated record.
CUGCAGGUUGUUUUUACUGCUAAUAUGUAUGCUUUGCACACAGCCGGGUAGGUCCCAGGAUCACAUCAAACUAAAGAGGCUUACCAAAGGCCUGAUAAAAGCCAUUGCAGAAGCCAAUGCUGGAACAAAAUAUGGAUCUGAAUGGGUUCCAGCACUGGGGAAAGCUCUCGAAGAGGUGCAUAGGGCAUCAUCAAGGCGAUGUUUUCUGUAUAGUUUUCUGAAAAAGAAAGUGAACCUGCUUUGCCCAAAACCUCCCACAUAUUAUCCCUCGUGUUAUCCAAAUUGCAAUCCACCCCCACCUCCUCCACCGCCACCGCCUCCACCACCCCCUCCUCCUGCUAAGCCAUCACAAAAUCCAAAACCUCCUCCGUCACCUCCAGCAAUGAUAUCGCCGCCUCACCAGUCCAAGGAACUGGUAUACCCAGACGGAUCCUACUUUCCUUGGUGUUACGUGCCCUUCUGCCCAAGCAUCUGCCAACCACCCUACUGCUAUCCUUGCGUAAAACCCCAGUGUGAUCCCAAAUGUGUCCCGCCAUCGUGCUAUCCAGCCUGCUAUCCACCCGCAUGCCAAUUGCCACCAACUUGUUGGCCACCAUAUUGCCCAAAAAAAUGCAACCCUCCCAAAUGCAUAGCCGGAAACGUAGAAAGAGUGUCACGGGCCUGUGUGCCACCCUACUGCCCACCACCAAUGAAUUGUGUACCGCCCUACUGCCCCAAGGUCUAUAAGCCUCCGUCGGCCAGAACUUUCGCAGGAAUCGGAUCGUGUCCCAUGCGAGAUAUCGUAAGAAGAGCUAGUAGGGAUUGAUGGCUGCCAGGCAUCAGCACCAAAUAAAAAGCAGAGAGAGCUGAGAGCUAACUGAAAAUGUGUUUCAAUUAAUUUAACCUUA